UGCUCUUCUGGCUGCCAUCCUGUCGUCCGCGUCCGUUUACGGAGCGACCGAUGAGAGUUUCGGCGUAUGACUGCAUGAAGGGCAGCACUGUUGCACAUUGGAUAAGGAGUGCGCAUGUCGACGACCAGGCACAUAACCUUCUCUGAGCGCGCCACAAGACUGUUGGGCAGGAAAGGUCCACGAUGUACAAUUGGGAACCAGACUACGAUGGGCCUGGAUCCAGUGGCGAAGCGAGAGCGAUGGCUGCAUACGAGCUUCCGCGGGGCAGUCUUCGGAGGCACAGCUACAUGGUGAUGGACAACGCCACCUUCAAGAGGACCACGACGGCUGGGCUAAGACGGCGAUGGAGCGACGAUGUGUCGCCCGUUUCCACAAUGCGCGGACAAUUGAAAGACUCACCAGAAGAAGAGGAAGAGGAGGAUGAAUUUGUUGAGGAGCCUGAACCGCUGAGGUUGCCCAGGGUCCGUGCUUCGUACAACAUCAUCAAUACGGCGGAACCUGCUGCUUCUUCUUCCCCGGAUGCACCAGCGAUAACGUCGGGGGAUACAAAGGAUGCUAUGCCAGGCUCAUCGUCCUCAGCGGUUCCUGACGGGGCUGAAGCAAAGUCUCCCGCAGUUGAUGAAGAUGAAGACGAAGAGGCCAAGGAAAUACAUCCUUUCAUUCCCAUUGGCAACGGGCGCGUCCGGCUGACUGUCAGACGAACGAAACCUCUCUUGGGACUCGUCAUAGAAGGUGGAUGUAACACAGAACAGCCUCUGCCGCGGAUCGUCGGAAUACACCCGAAAGGAGCGGCGCACGAGGCAGGAAUCCUACGUCCAGGACAGCAACUGCUGGAAGUGCAAGGGGUGCCCACGAACCGACUGACGCACGCUCAUGUUGCGAGGCUCUUGGCUGACGCAUACUACUCUGGAGGCGGCGGCGAGGGAGGAGUCACCCUCAUCAUUGAGCCCUUGGAGCCAAGGCGAAGAUUUUCCUUCUUCUGGGACGCUGAUUCGGAGGCCUAACAACAGAGCUGGCCAAACUGAAAUAUUUUUGACUACGUUUGCGUAUAGAAUCAAGCACAGUGCUUGUGGUACAAGAAAAUACAGUUAUUCGUUGGAAGAGGGCGCUGCUAGAAUCUCAAAAGUGAGUUAUUCGACGAGUUAGAGCAGGAAGCAGAAAAUCCAGAAGUCCCAGUAACGGCAAACAGAAUUAACGGCAAGACCUAUUUCUCCGCACACGGGCUUAACAGGACAGACUGUCACAUUUCGUGGCAUAUCCUCCGACGUCAUCGAACAUCCAAUGACAUUAGCAAGGAGAGCGGGCGCAUGGGGAAGAGGCUGUAGAAAUUCAGAUAGCAAGUGGGAAAGAAGGUCAGAGCGGGAAUACGUGCACCGUGGCACCGUGGGAAAGGACACCGCCUGAGUUUCGUGCGUGGGAGCGCGUGCCACGACAAUCCAUGUGAACUCCAAUGUCAAGUCUGUCCUUAGAAUGUAUGCUGCAGUAAUAAGGUCAGAUAUAUGUUACGUACCUGGACGUAACUAAUAAGUACGGCUAAAUAAGGUUCUCACGACGUAGCUGCUUUCCUUAUCAAAGAGUCAGAACUCGGUAGUAAAGACUGCUAUAGGUCUCAUGCUGUGACACCCUCAUAGCCGUCCGCCUUGCUCUACCAUAACUUCUGGUUAUCUCCUGAUUAACUUUUCCUUGGAGGAUAGAGCUCUAGAACUAAUAAAACCUGUCUUCAGAAAGUCUCGUUCGUAUUCCUUCACGGUAGCUCCUUUGGGUGUUUGAUACUGGAGCUAAGUACUAAAAACAUCAACGGAGGAAGUGCAAGGGCGCAGGCGAGCUGGUA
Molecule: messenger RNA, 1831 nt
Organism: Ornithodoros turicata
Lineage: Eukaryota; Metazoa; Arthropoda; Arachnida; Ixodida; Argasidae
Product: whirlin-like
Exons: 5
Coding region: 183-1004 (273 amino acids)
Cellular component (GO): plasma membrane; stereocilium tip; stereocilia ankle link complex
Molecular function (GO): protein binding
Source: RefSeq, a predicted model, not a curated record